This is a messenger RNA of Oryzias latipes (Japanese medaka), 1804 nucleotides long. RefSeq names its product cystathionase (cystathionine gamma-lyase) (gene cth). Gene Ontology annotation, cellular component: cytoplasm. NCBI's taxonomy places the organism in Eukaryota, Metazoa, Chordata, Actinopteri, Beloniformes, Adrianichthyidae. Gene Ontology annotation, biological process: transsulfuration. Gene Ontology annotation, molecular function: cystathionine gamma-lyase activity; pyridoxal phosphate binding. The record is from RefSeq and is a predicted model, not a curated record.
CCCAGAACUGCCCCGGUAUAUAGUAUUUCCCAUUUUCCGCUUAGCGGUAAUGCGCGCUCUGAGUACACGGUGGUCCGGACGCUUUUAGGAAACACGCCGCGAUGGAGCACGCGAACAAACGGGACACGCAGAAUGGUCUGUUUGCCGGCUUCCGUACCGCCUUUAAAUCCUUCGCCACGGACGCCAUCCACGUCGGGCAGGAGCCGGAGCAGUGGAAGUCGAUGGCUGUGGUGCCGCCUAUUUCCCUGUCCACAACGUUCAAGCAGUACUCACCGGGGGACCACGCCGGUUUUGAAUACAGCCGAAGUGGAAAUCCUACCAGAAACUGUCUAGAAAAGGCCGUGGCAGCUCUGGAUGGAGCAAAGUACUCUCUCGCCUUUGCAUCAGGACUGGCUACCACAGUGACCGUCACUCACCUGCUGAAGUCAGGGGAUGGGAUCGUGUGCAUGGAUGAUGUGUACGGAGGCACAAACCGGUACUUCCGAAGAAUUGCAGCUGGUCUUGGCGUGGACGUUUCUUUUGCUGACUGCACAAAACCAGAACUGCUCAAGGCUGCUCUGAAGCCCAACACCAAACUUGUGUGGAUCGAGACACCAACCAACCCCACGAUGAAGGUGGUUGACAUCAAGGCCUGCUCCGAUUUGGUGCACGAGCACAACAAGGAUAUCGUGGUUGUCGUGGACAACACGUUCAUGUCGGCGUAUUUCCAGCGCCCUCUGGCAUUGGGAGCAGAUAUUUGCAUGUAUUCGGCCACAAAAUACAUGAACGGUCACAGUGAUGUGGUGAUGGGGAUGCUCUCAUUGAACAACGAGGGUCUGUGUGAGCGACUGAGGUUUCUGCAAAACGCUCUGGGUGGUGUCCCGUCUCCCUUCGACUGUUUUCUGUGUAACCGUGGACUGAAAACGCUACACCUGCGAAUGGAGCAGCACUUCAAAAACGGCAUGGCUGCUGCUAAGUUCCUGGAGGCGGAUCCCAGGGUGGAGCGAGUCAUUUUUCCUGGUCUGCCCUCGCACCCCCAGUAUGACAUAAUGAAGAGACAGUGCACUGGAUGCCCGGGGAUGAUUGCCUUCUACAUUAAAGGGAAACUUGAAAAUGCGAAAGCCUUCCUUUGUAACCUGAAGUUGUUUGCGGUCGCAGAAAGUCUUGGUGGAUAUGAAAGUCUAGCAGAACAUCCAGCAAUCAUGACUCAUGCGUCAGUGCCAGAAAAUGAAAGGACUAUUCUGGGGAUCACCGACACCCUGAUCCGCCUCUCUGUUGGAUUGGAGGAUGAGGCUGACAUCAUUGAAGACCUGGAUCAGGCGCUGAAUGCUGCUCAUCCAAAGAGAUUGAAGAUGAGCGACCUGAAGAACUAAAGAUCAAUAUGAGGUCCCCUCAGUGGAUUGACAAACUCAUUGGGAAACCAUUUAUUCUUGCUGUCCCUCUGCAAGGAUGGUGAGCUCAUGCUGCCACCUGCUGGCUAAAACUCCACUGUGCCACUUUAAAAAAGAAUUUCCUGCCAUCCACAACGAAUAAAAAUGUAUUAACUUCUCCCGUGUGAGCAAAAUAUUUUUAAAUAAUUACAUUUGAUAUGAAAACUUAGAUAUGGAUGAAUUGCUCUGCACAUGUCUUAUUUGGAGCAGAAUAAUAACGGUCACUUUUGUUUACAAGCUUUUAAAUUAAUUUUUUGUUAGAUUUCUAAAGAACAAUGUAUAAAGGGACCCAUUUGUGAUGAAAACGAAGGAAAAAAAAGCAGGGCUCUUACGUUUUGCAAUCCCUGCAUGAAUGUUAUGGGAAAAUGCAUUAAAAUCAUUGAAAAACAACUUGA